AUAUCAAAGAACUUUUGCUGUUCCAUGAUGCAUUUAAAAUGUACAUAAAGUAUUAUCUUUGGUAAUUUUGCUUUAUCAAGUGAUUUACAUAUGAGCCUAGUUAACUUGCAACAGUUGUGCUACUGACUUUCAUCAGUCUUAAUAGUUCUUCCUUGAUAUAUAGUGCUAGUUUGCCAUCAUUCUGAAAACGGGAAGCACUUCUACCAAAGGUUUGCUAUUGUCAUUUACUUUUAUAAGAAAAUAACAAUGACAAGAACAAAUGAAUAAGGAAGACUUUGCUUUACUUUGAUAUUGAAUGUGCUUUGUAAUAUUAUUGAAAGUAUACCUUGCACUUUAAUUUUUUCUGGACUACUCUGGUUUCCCUGCGAUUUUUUUUUUUUUUUGUCACUCUUCAAUGGUCAUUCCUCUCUAUUGUUGAGUUUGGUUAAGUAAACUAUUUUGACAUCUGAAAAAUUAUAACUCAUUUAAGUGGUGACUUUUGAUGGAAAAACUAAAAGGGAGUUGCUGACUUCAACUGAGAUGACAGGAUCAACGAGUGAUCAUCCACCAGUUCAAGGUCCUGAAAGUACCCAAGAAAUGGUUGGCAGGCAGCAGGAUUCCAAGAAGAACAAGGUGAAGGAUGAAAGCAAUAGAACAGUACCCUUUUACAAACUUUUCUCUUUUGCAGACUCUUGGGAUUAUCUUCUGAUGCUUGUUGGGACAAUAAGUGCUGUUGGUAAUGGAAUCUCUAUGCCUUUAAUGACUAUACUUAUUGGAGAUGCGGUGGAUGCCUUUGGAGGAAAUGUUGAUAACAAACAAGUAGUAGUUCAUGAAGUUUCCAAGGCGUCUCUGAAGUUUGCGUCCAUUGGUGCAGGUGCCUUUCUUGCAGCAUUCUUGCAGGUGUCUUGCUGGGUGAUCACUGGGGAGAGACAAGCUGCAAGAAUAAGAGGCUUAUACCUCAAAGCAAUUCUGAGGCAAGAUAUCAGCUUCUUUGACAAUGAAACAAACAGUGGAGAGGUUGUUGGAAGGAUGUCAGGUGACACAGUUCUUAUUCAAGAAGCCAUGGGAGAGAAGGUAGGAAAAUUCAUACAGCUUGUGGCAUGUUUUUUGGGAGGUAUAGUCAUAGCAUUCAUCAAGGGCUGGCUUCUAACCCUUGUCCUUCUAUCUUCUCUUCCGCUUCUUGUCCUCUCUGGCUCCAUAAUGAGCUUUUCUUUUGCAAAGAUGGCAUCCCAAGGACAAGCAGCUUAUUCUGAAGCAGCAACUGUAGUGGAGCAGACAAUUGGUUCAAUACGAACUGUUGCAUCAUUUACAGGUGAGAAGCAAGCUAUCGCUCAAUACAAUCAAUACUUAACCAAAGCUUACAGAAUUGGAGUGAAGGAGGGAGUGGUUAGUGGUCUUGGCUUCGGUUCAGUUAGAUUUUUUACAUACUGCACUUAUGGUUUGACAAUAUGGUUUGGAGGGAAGAUGGUAUUAGAUAAAGGUUAUACAGGAGGACAAGUCAUUAGUGUAUUAUUUGCAGUAUUGACUAGUUCCACGCGUCUGGGGCUGGCAACUCCAAGCUUAACAGCAUUUGCUGCAGGACAAGCUGCUGCCUUUAAAAUGUUUGAAACAAUAACAAGGCAGCCAGACAUUGAUUCUUAUGACACUGCUGGUCGACAAGUAGAUGAUAUAUCCGGAGAUAUAGAACUUAGGAAUGUUUGCUUUAGUUAUCCUUCAAGACCUGAUGAACUGAUAUUCAAUGGAUUUUCAAUUUCAAUAUCAAGGGGCACUACUGCAGCUUUGGUGGGGCAAAGUGGGAGUGGAAAAUCAACAGUUAUCAGUUUAAUUGAGAGAUUUUAUGAUCCACAAGCUGGUGAAGUUCUCAUUGACGGUAUCAACCUCAAAGAAUUUCAAUUGAAAUGGAUCAGACAGAAAAUAGGCCUUGUCAGCCAGGAACCAAUUCUCUUUAAUUGUAGCAUUCAAGAGAAUAUUGCCUAUGGUAAGGACGGGGCAACAGAUGAAGAAAUCAGAGCUGCUGCUGAACUCGCUAAUGCCGCUAAAUUCAUAGAUAAAUUUCCCCAUGGACUUGACACAAUGGUUGGAGAGCAUGGAACUCAGCUCUCUGGAGGUCAAAAACAAAGAAUAUGUAUAGCAAGAGCAAUUCUAAAGGACCCGAGAAUUCUGCUCCUUGACGAAGCUACAAGUGCUCUUGAUGCAGAAUCAGAGAGAGUGGUGCAAGAGACACUAGACAAAAUUAUGAUAAACAGAACAACUGUCAUUGUAGCUCAUCGCCUAAGCACUAUAAGGAGCGCUGAUAUCAUUGCUGUUAUUCAUCAAGGAAAAGUAAUAGAAGAAGGCACACAUGCUGAGCUCAUUAAAGAUCCUUAUGGAGCUUUUAGCCAGCUCAUCAGAUUACAAGAAAUCAAAAGGGAGUCAGAAGAGCAUGAUGCAUAUGACUCAAACAGGCCAGAAAAGUUUGAAGAUUCAGAACGAAAAUCAAGCCAACAGUUUUCUCUCCCUCAAUCAUUAAGUAAGGAGUCUUCUGGAAGAGGAAACAGUAGUCAGAACUCUUUCAGAACAUCAAAUGCCACUCCUACCACACUAGAUCUCGCUGAAACAUCAGAAAGAGGGCCUGAAGUUCUUCCUUCAGCAGCCUCACAUAAACCUCAAGAAGUUUCACUUCUCCGCAUUGCUUAUCUUAACAAGCCUGAAAUCCCAGUGUUGCUAAUGGGCACUCUAGCAGCAGCAGCAACUGGGGCAAUAUUACCCACCAUGGGGCUUCUUCUGUCCCACAUGAUAAAUACUUUCUAUGAGCCUGCUGAUGAACUCCGCAAAGACUCAAGGUUUUGGUCAUUAAUAUUUGUUGCGCUUAGUGUGGUUGCAUUCAUAUUUUUUCCAUUAAGGUCCUACCUUUUUGCUGUAGCUGGUUCUAAGUUGAUCAAAAGGAUCCGGCUAAUGUGUUUUGAGAAAAUAAUUCACAUGGAAAUAGGAUGGUUUGAUAUAACUGAGAAUUCAAGUGGAGCACUUGGAGCAAGGCUGUCAACUGAUGCAGCCUCUAUUCGAACUUUGGUUGGGGAUGCUCUUGGAUUGCUGGUUCAAGAUAUUUCUACAGCAAUUACAGCCUUGGUAAUUGCCUUUGAGGCAAAUUGGCAGCUUUCUCUCAUCGUUCUUGUUUUGGUACCUCUAGUAUUACUAAGUGGACAGGUACAAAUGAAGUCCAUGAAAGGAUUCAGCACAAAUGCAAAGAAACUUUAUGAGGAAGCAAGUCAAGUAGCGAAUGAUGCAGUAAGGAAUAUCAGAACAGUUGCCGCUUUCUGUGCAGAAGAGAAGGUGAUGGAGUUGUAUCAGAAGAAAUGUUUAGGACCAAUCCAGACAAGUAUAAGGCAAGGUUUAGUCAGCGGAACAGGUUUUGGGUUAUCACUUUUCUUUCUAUUCUCUGUUUAUGCAUGCAGUUUUUAUGCUGGGGCCAGACUUGUUGAGCAUGACAAAACAUCAAUCUCAGAUGUUUUCCGUGUAUUUUUUGCUCUCACAAUGGCAGCUGUUGCAAUGUCACAAUCUGGCCUCAUGACCCCAGCAGCAAGUAAAGCAAAAAGUUCUGUUGCUUCUGUAUUUGCUAUUCUUGACCAGAAAUCAAGGACAGACCCCAGUGACGAGUCAGGAAUGACAUUGCAAGAAGUGAAGGGAGAGAUUGAGUUCCACCAUGUCAUUUUCAAGUAUCCAACCAGGCCUAAUGUUCUUGUAUUCCAAGCUCUUUCCUUGACCAUUCAUGCAGGAGAGACAGUUGCUCUAGUAGGUGAAAGUGGAAGUGGAAAGUCUACAGUGAUCUCAUUGUUACAAAGAUUUUAUGAGCCAGAUUCAGGUCAGAUUACACUGGAUGGAACAGAAAUCCAAAAGCUAAAACUUAAAUGGUUUAGGCAGCAGAUGGGCCUGGUAAGUCAGGAGCCUGUGUUGUUUAAUGACACCAUCCGAGCCAAUAUUGCAUAUGGAAAAGGUGGGGAUGCAACAGAAGCCGAAAUUAUAGCUGCAGCAGUACUGGCAAAUGCCCACAAGUUUGUCAGCAGUUUGCAGCAGGGUUAUGAUACAUUAGUAGGGGAGAGAGGGAUUCAAUUAUCUGGAGGGCAGAAGCAGCGGGUGGCAAUUGCAAGAGCCAUAGUUAAGAGUCCAAAAAUAUUACUACUAGAUGAAGCCACAAGUGCACUUGAUGCCGAGUCUGAAAGAGUGGUUCAAGAUGCACUUGAUCGAGUGAGGGUGGAUAGAACCACUAUUGUGGUGGCUCACAGGUUAUCCACCAUAAAGGAUGCAGAUUCAAUUGUAGUGGUUAAAAAUGGAGUUAUUGCAGAGAAAGGAAAGCAUGACGCUUUGCUUAACAAAGGGGGUACAUAUGCUUCCUUAGUAGCACUGCACAUUGGUGCUUCUUCAUCAUAGACCCUUUUCGUUCGUUGCACCAAUUAUCUGAUGGUUUCUUAAUUUUUUUCUUAAGCAUUAUACCUGUCAAUGUGUAAUGAAACAUGCUAAAGAGUCUAAACAACUUGAUUACCCAUUUUUAGUGGAUUUCAUGGCUAAA
Molecule: messenger RNA, 4522 nt
Organism: Cajanus cajan (pigeon pea)
Lineage: Eukaryota; Viridiplantae; Streptophyta; Magnoliopsida; Fabales; Fabaceae
Product: ABC transporter B family member 4
Biological process (GO): oligopeptide export from mitochondrion
Cellular component (GO): mitochondrial inner membrane
Molecular function (GO): ABC-type oligopeptide transporter activity; ATP binding; ATP hydrolysis activity
Source: RefSeq, a predicted model, not a curated record